UCUCUCUAUACCUACUAUAUAUAUACAUAUAUAUCGCACCCGUCUACUCACACGAUAUAUAACAUCAUUAUUUUAUAAUAUUCUAAAUACGCUAUAACAAUGUCACCUUUCUCUGGACGAACAACAAAAGAGAGCACAAAUUCAAAAGGAUCAAAUAGUAAACAGUUCAAACUUGUAGUAGAAGAAUCUACUUUGGAACCGAAAUUCCCCAUUGGACAAUACGAUUACAUUGAUGGACGAAACUUUUAUCGUACAGAGAUCAAAAACAACUAUCUUUUACCAUGCGAUGAUGAAGAAGUCGAACGCCUUGAAGUCAAUCAUCUCUUAGCCAAGCUUCUUUUUGGAAAGCUAUAUUUCUCACCAAUCGAAGAACAAUUGAAACAAGGCAUUAGGGUGCUAGAAGUCGGUACAGGUCCAGGAUGGUGGUUACAGGACAUGGCCAAAGAUUUCCCAGCAUCACAUUUCACAGGCACAGACAUCAUGUUUUUUCCAAAUAACCCGCCUACCAAUUGUCACUACCGUAUUGCAGAUGUAUCAAAAGGACUACCUUUUGCCGACAAUACUUUUGAUUUUGUUGUCCAACGAGACGCAAUGUACCGCUUUUCCAGAACACACUGGGAUUUUGUACUCAAUGAGCUUAUCCGAGUAGCAAAACCUGGUGCCUACUUAGAGCUAGUCGAGUCCUCUGGGACAAUAAAUGACAUCGGACCAAAUUCGUCAGUUUGGCUUAUGCGAUUAACUGUCUCAUUACAAACACGGAAUAUCCACCCAAAGAUAGCCCCUCAAAUUUCACAAAUGGUCAUUGAUACUGGGCGCGUAACAGAUGUAGUAGGGUCUCACAGGUCAAUUCCGAUUGGCUGGCUUGGCAAACUGGGUGAUGUGGCACUAGAAUCAAUGGAGCGUCUCUUUGAUUCGAUGAAACCACGGUUGUGUGAAGAUUGGUCGAUGAGUUCAGCAAAGUAUGACAAGGUGACUCAAUCCGCAUCAAAGGAAUUCCGCGACUUCAAGAGCUGGUCAAACUUCCAUUAUGUUUCCUUCCGAAAAAUGACAGACCAAGAAAGAUCAGAGACAGCAACCCCAAGUAGCACCACAACAUUGACACCAGAUGAUACAGACGUUGAGUCUAAAGACCUGCGCUUGAAGGCCGAUUCACUCAAGUUUACACCCAAGCUUCUCAACAACCCUCAUUCCUGCCCACUUGACAUGGCAUCAAAUUUACCAUGA
Messenger RNA from Phycomyces blakesleeanus NRRL 1555(-), 1224 nucleotides. RefSeq lists its product as hypothetical. Gene Ontology annotation, molecular function: methyltransferase activity. The coding region runs from base 100 to 1224 and encodes 374 amino acids. The transcript has 10 exons. The record is from RefSeq and is a predicted model, not a curated record. NCBI's taxonomy places the organism in Eukaryota, Fungi, Mucoromycota, Mucoromycetes, Mucorales, Phycomycetaceae.